GUUUCACAUUUCCUACGGCCCCUCUCUCAAAUGCUGCCACCACUGUGACAACAACACCUAUGAUUGCUCAGUGUACAGACUGUGAGUGUGAGGGGGGCACUUGUACCUUCAAUGUGACAGCAGGAAGGUGUCAGUGCCAAUGUCAAGACUUCACCUUUGGAGAUGCCUGCUCUUAUGGAAAAAAUGAGACCACAGCUCAUAUUGAAAGUGGAGCAGUACCAACUCGAAAAGCAAACAUUACUUUGGAAAUUUAUAUUCCUUACCAGGAUGCUUAUAAUAAUUUAAGCUCACUUGAAUCAAUAAAAUUUAUCAACAUGUUAGAAAAGGAGAUUGAUGCCAUGUGCAAACAAGCAGAUCCACAAGCCUAUAAAACAGUACAAGUCAUCAAGUUAUCGAAUGGAAGUGUUGUUGCAGAGAGUGUGGUACAAUACAACUACCAAAACAAUGAAACACAAAUCAGUUUUCUCAACAAUGAGCUUGAUCGAGUUUUGACUGACAUCUUGAAUCACUCAAACAACCUCCAGAAGAUUUCUCAGGCUUUCUGUACUGACAAUGUGCUGCUAAGUAGAAUUGCUUUCCAGCCACCUUUGAUUACAAAUAUUACAGACCUGAAGCCAUACAUAAACUGCUCUCCGUUUGCCAAUUACACUGCAGUGAUUAUAAAAGGUCAAUGGCAGUGUGUUAGCCCUUGCACAACAAACCCAAAUUAUUGCAAUCAGCAUGGAGAUUGUUUAAAUGAUAUUAAAAAAGGACCAACCUGCAAGUGUUACCAAACUAGCCUGGGACAGUUUUAUGGCCCACAGUGUGAACAGUCAAUGCCACUAUCCACCACAAAUGGAAUAAAUACAACUAUUAGCACAGAUCAUUAUAAACCAACAUUUUUGUCUUUAAAUACAGAGGAUUCUCCCAGCCCUUCAGCCUUUUCCGAACCAAGGAACAUCUACAGUAAUGUUCUCCUCACCCUCAAAAGCCCCAUCUAUGACACCCGUAACAUCAAAUGGACCUAUGCAUUCUUCACUUGGUCAGGAAACAUCCUCAGCAACAAUAUUAUCAACUACUGGGACACAGGCUACGGCUGCCACCCCAGUGAAAUCCACAGCAACAGUACAAUUUACACAAACAAAAUCACAGCUCAUGACAACUAA
This is a messenger RNA of Melanotaenia boesemani (Boeseman's rainbowfish), 1145 nucleotides long. Its product is annotated as mucin-3B-like. The record is from RefSeq and is a predicted model, not a curated record. The coding region runs from base 60 to 1145 and encodes 361 amino acids. The transcript has 7 exons. NCBI's taxonomy places the organism in Eukaryota, Metazoa, Chordata, Actinopteri, Atheriniformes, Melanotaeniidae.